AUGCCUGAUUUUCUCCCACUCUCUCUCUCUUUUUCUCUCCGAGACCAUUCUCCUCGACUCUCUCCCUCUCUCUCAACCAUGUCGAGUGAUCGUGCAAUUCGCCUAUUGCAGGCGACGGAAUCGGUUCUCCGAGCGAGCGGUGUGGCUGGGAGUGGUGCUGGCGGUGGCGGUGGUGGACGUGGGGGCCGCGGUCGCGGCAAUGGUAAUAUUCUCUCCUCGGCGACAAUUCUUGUCUCAAAGCUCACAACUCAAUUAGGCCGGCAUGGCGGUUGUGGUGGUGGCGGCAGUGGCCGCGGAGUGACGAAGCGGGGACGUGGACGUGGCCGUGGCCGUGGCCGUGGCCGAGGAGGUGGCCAGGCGGGCGGGAAUGUUCGUGGUGGUAGCGGCCGUGGUGGUGGUGAUCGUGGUGGUGGUGGUCGUGGUGGUGGUCGUGGAGGCUCCGGCCCCAUUGGCAACCCUCGUGACGGCAGCAAUGUCGUCCCAGCUUUGGACCGGUUGGAAGGUCAGGCUGGACCCCCGGCCAUAUUGGCCGGGGUAGAGACGGCACCUUGA
This is a messenger RNA of Trichoderma gamsii, 552 nucleotides long. RefSeq lists its product as hypothetical. The transcript has 6 exons. Lineage: Eukaryota; Fungi; Ascomycota; Sordariomycetes; Hypocreales; Hypocreaceae. The coding region runs from base 1 to 552 and encodes 183 amino acids. The record is from RefSeq and is a predicted model, not a curated record.